This is a messenger RNA of Mustela lutreola (European mink), 3824 nucleotides long. RefSeq names its product myelin protein zero like 3 (gene MPZL3). The record is from RefSeq and is a predicted model, not a curated record. The transcript is spliced from 6 exons. The coding region runs from base 83 to 790 and encodes 235 amino acids. Gene Ontology annotation, cellular component: membrane. NCBI's taxonomy places the organism in Eukaryota, Metazoa, Chordata, Mammalia, Carnivora, Mustelidae.
GCCCUGACGUAACUUCCGGUAUCACCUGUGAGGUUACCGGGAGCCGUAAACAAGGUGUGCAAGCAUCCAGAGAGCUGUCGGGAUGCAGCAGAGCGGAGCGGCUGGAGGCCGUGGCUACGCUCUGUUCCCACUGCUUGGCGUCUUGUUCUUCCAGGGUGUUCACAUCGUCCUUUCCUUGGAGAUUAAAGCAGAUGCCCACGUCCGGGGUUAUGUGGGCGAGAAGAUCAAGCUCAAAUGCACCUUCAAGUCGACUUCAUCUGUCACUGACAAACUCACCAUAGACUGGACGUACCGACCCCCCAGCAGCAGUCGAACAGAAUCAAUUUUUCAUUACCAGUCCUUCCAGUACCCAACCACAGCAGGUACAUUUCGGGAUAGAAUUUCCUGGGUUGGAGAUGUAUACAGAGGGGAUGCGUCUAUCAGCAUAAGCAACCCUACCCUCAAGGACAAUGGGACUUUCAGCUGUGCUGUGAAGAAUCCCCCAGAUGUGCACCACAAUAUCCCUGCGACAGAGCUAACAGUCACAGAAAGGGGUUUUGGCACCAUGCUGUCCUCUGUGGCCCUCCUGUCUGUCCUUGUCUUCCUGCCCUCCGCUGUGGUGGUGAUUCUGCUGCUGGUGAGGAUGGCAAGGAAGUCUGCAGGGCUGAAGAAGAGGAGCAAGUCUGGCUAUAAGAAGUCAUCUAUUGAGGUUUCCGAUGACACGGACCAAGAGGAAGGGGAUGACUGCAUGGCGAGGCUUUGUGUGCGUUGUGCUGAAUGCCUGGACUCAGACUAUGAAGAGACAUACUGAUGACGAUCUUCAUGACACAAGAAGAGUCACCUGCUAGCAGAAAAUGUCCCAUUCCACUGGCAGCUAAAGCCUCUCGGAGAAGCAGGGCUGGCUUGGAUGGCAGUGCUGGAGGAUUCUAGAAGUCAUCAGGAGAGACUUCAGGAACCAUUUAUUUAUUGAAGAAAUGUUCUUUUUAUAUUUAUAAACUGUUUAAGGACUCUUUGAAGAAACUCACAACUACCCCUUUUAAUGACUUACACUCUAGUUGAAUGAAGGAGUUCUCUUCCUGAAUAGAAAGAUGGUUUUUGUUUCCCCUGUGUUAUUGAAUGUAUUACGUGUUUUCCAGUUAUUUGAGGGGAAUCCUAAAUGUUGGCCACACCGUGGGUGCCAAAGUAUCUUUAAAAAAUGAAAUGGAGCUCGUAGCUUCCUGAUAGGCUACCAGAUGAAGUGUUUGUUGGGGAUAAGUGUCCUUUGUUUUUUGCUCCAUGAAUGUUUUCAGCUGUGAAUCAGCAAAGAGCCUACACUCCUUGGUUUUGUGACACCAUUGGUUGAGUUUGGAUGACUCGGAACCCUAAUUUCUGUGGAGCUGGCAGGCCUGGGAGUCCAUGGUUUGCUUUGGCUGGGUUUUUAAAGUAUUAAGGUGUCAUCAAUUUAUAAUUAAGGAAGGGAAUGUUGACCUAAAGGGAUCCCUUCCUUUUGUCUUGCUAGGUACAGUUUGUUACUUUACUCUCUUAUAGCUGACUGAUUGGUGGUUUCCUUCUUGAUGUCCUGGAGCAGAGGCAAGAAAAACUCUUUGAGAAGCUUUUAGUGGGGAAUGUAGAGAAUUUUCUCAGUUAUUUGCAAGGAAAUACUCUUUUUUAACAAAUGCCACUCCAAAGUUCAGAUGUUGGAUUGGCUUUAAUGAGGCUUCUGUGUAUAGGAAAUAAUCUUUUUGACCUAAGUCAUGCUUUAGAACUUUCCUGUGUUCUAAAAUGCGCCAAAUAUGAGUGAGCUAAGGUAUUUAUGUACAAACAGUUUUUACAUAGUAUUUGACAUAAGGAAGUGAGGUGGUACAUAAUGUUUACUCGUUUCUGUUCUCUGAUACCUCACAUCAACUUCCUCCAUUUUCCCGCAGCAAGCGAUUUCAAACUUUAAUUUACAUAGGACUUUCUGUAAGCCAUUAAGAGAUACGUGUGACAUGUCCAGAAGGAUCAACAGUGUAGUCGUCUGUAAAACAGCGAUAGAGUUUACUUCUCAAUUGAGAGAAAAAUUAUCCCCUCUCCCCAUCGUCGUUUUUUUUUUUUUUUAAGCAGGAGAGUCCGAGAUCCCUCACUAGGUGGCUCAGGUGGUUUCCAUAUUAUAGCCUAAUAGACUGUAUACAGUAUCCAAAAAAGUCACUUCCCCAGGAUUUAUUUUUUAAAAAUUGGGGUUAUUAGUUCUGGAAGUCAUCAGUAAAGAUUUUUUAAAAAGAUGGCAUAGGUUUGGCCUGGCCUCUUUUGUCAGUCUAGUCCAUACAUAAGAGAGUCUGGUUAGUUAAUUAGAAAUUAUGCUUUUGUCUGGUCACAUAAGGAAGUAGAAGAGGAAAAGACACAUUGACUGUUUAUUUCCAGUGGUUAAGCCUCAGACUCGAGCUGCUUGGGCUCGUCUGGGGCCAGUCUAGUGAGACGGUCUGACACCUCAGCAGGGAGGGGAAAAUGUGUCUGAGCAACGAGAGUAAAUACUUUGGGCUCUAGGAGAUCGGAAGAUAGAGAUCUAAUUGUGAGGCAGACUUCUCGUGGGUCUUCCUGUCUCUGAGAAAGAGAUGGUGCUACAAGAACCCAGCGAAAACCGCAUUUCAUGAAUUGAGGAACUGGUUUUAUCUGGGUUUUCUUGUAAUUUCCCUUCAGGUCUGUGAUGAGGAUUAAUCCGGGGUGGGUGGGCGGUGUUUGUCCCUCCAGGUAGAUGCUGCUGCGUGGAGACUUGGUCGUCCUUAUUUUGUAGCCUUGAUCAUGAUUUGAACAAGUCCCUUUCUUCCUGAGUGACUGGAUGGUAGCAUCCUUCAUGGGAAGAGAGUAAGCUGAUUGAUUAUUCAGUCGGCUCCAUGGCUUUAAAAGGUCACAUCAGUCAUAGGGCUGCUGUCCCCGCUCAUCUCUUAUCCUGAGUCUGGCUUACAGCCUUACAGCUUUUUUUCCCUCCUCUCCCCUGCCUUCUCCUCUCCCCUUUCCGUCCAUCCUUCCUUCCUGCCUUUCUCUCUCUCUCUUUCUUUUAUUCUUCUUUUUCUUUCUUCCCUUUCUUUCUUUCUUUCUCUCCUUCCCCCAAAGGAGCAAAAAGCAGUGUUUGGAUACCUGCCUUCUUUAAGGAUGGAAAGAAGAUCAAGGUUUUUUUGUUUUAUUUUGUUUUAUCUUUUAAAAUAUCUUCUCAGGUGCUCUUCCCUCUCUUUCUAUUGUUUUGCUGGUCUGGAUACAGAGCACACUGUCUGAAGACCAGCCUUGUCUAGAAAGGAAAUCGGAUUCUGAAAGCUUCAGACGGGCUGAAAAGCCUUUCAGAAUUUUUCUUUGGCUACUGAAGGCUUUACUUGUGGUUACAUUACCUUGUAAGUUUUGCACAUUGAGCUCUUAAUUCUGUUACCAAAUGUGAAUUUAUAAAAUGCUUUGUGUUUCCUAUGUGGCCUGUUACCGCAGGCUUCUUAGAGGAUGUCUUAGUUCUCUGCAGCUCCCAAACUAGGCACUGGUGCUUCAAGAGGGAAUGUUGUAUGUCCCUGUGUAAAAAAAUUGUUGGAGGCCAAAUCCUGACUUUGAAAGUUCUAUUGUGUUGCUCUGUUAUGGUUCCAGAUGAGUGCUGUAAGAAGACCCGGAGGGAGCAGACCAAGAUGAUCAUUUAAUUGGGCUACUGGAAACUUUGCUGUCAGAAGGGGCGUCUCCCUUCUUUUGACCCCCGUGUGGGACUGUUGCAGUGUUAACAGCUGCAUUUCACUGUGUUUUUUGUUUUUGUUUUUUUUGUAGGCAUAUGUACACUGUUGGGUAAUAUUCACAGACAUCGUAACUCUUGAGAUCUUUACCACAUCAUAAUUAAUAAACUGCUUUGCACUUUCUGGCUA